ACAAGAAAAAGAAGAUAAAUGUGAAGUGGGUUUUCAAAUUGAAAUUAAAUCCUGAUGGAAAAAUCUCAAAGCAUAACGCCAGGUUGGUGGCUAAAGGGUUCUUACAAAAACAUGACACUGACUACAAUGAGGUGUUUGCUCCAGUUGUAAGGCUUGAAAUUGUAAGAAUAGUAGUGGCUCUAGCUUGCAAGAGGAGGUGGUCACUUUAUCAUUUAGAUGUAAAGUAUGCCUUUCUAAAUGGUCCACCUGAAGAAGUUGUGUUUGUGUCACAGCCUCCUGGUUUUGAAGUACAAGGCAAAGAGAACAUGGUGUAUAAACUUCAUAAGGCUCUGUAUGGUUUGAAGUAGGCCCCUCGAGCCUGGAACAAGAGGAUUGAUCAGUUUCUCACUCAAAUAGGUUUCAAAAAGUGUUCAGUAGAGUUUGGUGUAUAUGUGAAAAGAUCAAGUAAAGAAGAAACCAUGAUAAUCUGCCUAUAUGUGGAUGAUUUGCUCAUCACUGAAAGCAAAACAUCAGAGAUUGAAAAAGUGAAAAACAAGUUGAAAUCCGAAUUUGAAAUGGCUGAUCUAGGUGAACUCUCAUUCUUCCUAGGAAUGAAAUUCCUGAAGAUGAAGACAAGAAUAGUGAUGCAUCAGCAUAAGUACAUAUGUGAAUUGCUUGAGAAAUUUGAAAUGAAUAACUACAAUUCAAUUUCAAACCCAUCAAGGACAAAUUUAAAAAUUGAUGAUGCAGUGAGGAAGAAAGAGUUGAUCCAACAUUGUUCAUACAAAUGGUUGGUUCAUUAAGGUAUUUGUGCAACAGCAGGCCAAACAUUUUCUACUCAGUCAAUGUGAUUAGAAAAUUCAUGCAUGAUCUAAGGAAAACUCACAUAAUAUCUACUAAAAGGAUACUUAGGUAUGUAAAAGGCACAAAGGAGUAUAGGCUGUUAUUCCCUAAUAGAAGUAAAGGUGACAAAAGUGAACUCAUUGGAUACUCAAAUAGUGACUGGUGUGGAGACAUCACAAACAUGAGAAGCACAUUGGGCUAUGUAUUCAAGUUCAACGAAGCAGCCAUAUCAUGGUGUACAAAGAAGCAACUAGUGACUGCUCUUUCAUCCUGUGAGGUAGAAUAUAUUGCAGGAACAUUUGCAACCUGUCAAGCAAUGUGGUUAGAUUCAGUGAUGAAGGAAUUGAGUUGUGAAGUGAUGAAGCCUCUAAUACUCAGAAUUGACAACAAGUCAUCAAUCAGCCUUGCAAAAAAUCCAAUCUCACAUGGCGGAAGCAAACAUAUUGAUACAAGAUUCCAUUUCAUUCGAGAGAAAGUGAGAAAUGGAAUGAUUGAGGUACAAUAUUGUCCAACCGAAGUACAACUAGUAGGCGGUUUUGCAAAGGCUUUAAAGCUUGACAGAUUUGAGUUUUUGAGAAGGAAACUUGGUGUUAUAAGUGUUCAACAAUUAUGAAUUA
This is a messenger RNA of Lathyrus oleraceus (garden pea), 1439 nucleotides long. RefSeq names its product secreted RxLR effector protein 161-like. The coding region runs from base 767 to 1435 and encodes 222 amino acids. The transcript has a single exon. Lineage: Eukaryota; Viridiplantae; Streptophyta; Magnoliopsida; Fabales; Fabaceae. The record is from RefSeq and is a predicted model, not a curated record.